GCCAAGAAACAGCAGAUGUCCAACAGCAGCUCCAUCACCCAGUUCCUCCUCCUGGCAUUCGCAGACACACGGGAGCUGCAGCUCUUGCACUUCGGGCUCUUCCUGGGCAUCUACCUGGCUGCCCUCCUGGCCAACGGCCUCAUCAUCACGGCCAUCGCCUGUGACCACCGCCUCCACACCCCCAUGUACUUCUUCCUCCUCAGCCUUGCCCUCCUUCACCUGGGCUCCAUCUCCACCACUGUCCCCAAAGCCAUGGCCAAUUCCCUCCGGGAAACCAGGGCCAUCUCCUACACAGGAUGUGUUGCACAGGUCUUUUUUUUCUUUUUUUGUGCUGCAGCAGAGUUUUAUCUUCUCACUGUCAUGUCCUAUGACCGCUACGUGGCCAUCUGCAAAGCCCUGCACUACGGGACCCUCCUGGGCAGCAGAGCUUGUGUCCACAUGGCAGCAGCUGCCUGGGGCAGUGGGUUUCUCACUGCUCUCCUGCACACGGCCAGUACAUUUUCCCUACCCCUCUGCCAGGGCAAUGCUGUGGACCAGUUCUUCUGUGAAAUCCCCCAGAUCCUCAAGCUCUCUUGCGCAGACUCCAACCUCAGGGAAGCUGGGCUUCUGGUGGUUAGUUCCUGUUUAGUCUUUGGGUGUUUUCUGUUCAUUGUAGUGUCCUACAUGAAGAUCUUCAGGGCCGUGCUGAGGAUCCCCUCUGAGCAGGGACGGCGCAAAGCCUUUUCCACAUGCCUCCCUCAUCUGGCCGUGGUCUCCCUGUUUGUCAGCACUGCCAUGUUUGCCUACCUCAAGCCCCCCUCCAUCUCCUCCCCCGUAAUGGACCUUCUGGUUUCAGUGCUGUACUCGGUGGUGCCUCCAGCAGUGAACCCCCUCAUCUACAGCAUGAGGAACCAGGAGCUCAAGGAUGCCCUGUGGAAACUGGUGACUGGAUGGUUUUCAGAAGCUGCAGAGUGUUCAUGUUCUUCAGCAUAUGACUCAUAA
Chroicocephalus ridibundus (black-headed gull) is the source of this 981-nucleotide messenger RNA. RefSeq names its product olfactory receptor 14A16-like. The record is from RefSeq and is a predicted model, not a curated record. Gene Ontology annotation, molecular function: olfactory receptor activity; G protein-coupled receptor activity; odorant binding. Gene Ontology annotation, cellular component: membrane. Lineage: Eukaryota; Metazoa; Chordata; Aves; Charadriiformes; Laridae. Gene Ontology annotation, biological process: G protein-coupled receptor signaling pathway. The transcript has a single exon. Bases 16 to 981 code for a protein of 321 amino acids.